CCAUCUCUUAGUCUGUCUCUCCAUCUCUCUCUCGCACUCAGCCUCUCAAUCUCCCUCGCCCUCUCUCGAUCUCUCGCUCUCCCUCACGAGCUCAGCCUCUCCAUCUCAGUCCGCCCUUUUCUCCCGCGCGCAGCAGAUCUCCCAAAACCCAUCUCUCAAUCUUCAAAACCCCCUUUCGCCGUAAGAAGGAGAAUAAGAAGAAAAUCUCUGUAUAGGUAGAGCCAUUUCUCACGGCCGCGGCAAUCAUCGGACACGAUGGAAGCAUAUGGCUCAGAGCGAGACUUUCCCUCAGGUCAGUCCCUCACAGUUUGAAGCUCAUGCUGGUUGUGCUUCUAGGCAGAAACCUUACCUACACAUCUACACCUCCAAUGGGGUGUCUCUUCAUGAAUUGUCGGUGUCCCUGUCUAAAGUUCAAAAGCUUUCUGCCACUGACAAUGAUGACCUUUGCACAAUAUGUGCAGAUUUUGGAGAUCUUCUACUUUGUGAUGGAUGCCCCAGGGCCUUUCACCAGGGAUUUCCAGAAUAA
This is a messenger RNA of Magnolia sinica, 526 nucleotides long. RefSeq names its product increased DNA methylation 1-like. NCBI's taxonomy places the organism in Eukaryota, Viridiplantae, Streptophyta, Magnoliopsida, Magnoliales, Magnoliaceae. The transcript has 4 exons. The record is from RefSeq and is a predicted model, not a curated record. Bases 266 to 526 code for a protein of 86 amino acids.